AUGGACGAAUCAUCUCCCGACGUGUACCCCAUCCAUAUACUGGAUAACAUCAAAGCGAAUCACUGCUAUGUGGAUUGGCUUAUGCGAUUCAAUGAUGUCCUCGACGCAGAGAAACUCAAGACCGCGUUAUCAAGACUUCUAGAGAUUGGUGACUGGAAGAAGCUCGGUGGGAGACUACAACGGAAGAAGGACGGGACUCUUGAAAUACACGUCUCAGGGCCCUCUGCAAGUGGACAACAAAAUGUAUUCUUCACUCACGACACUUUCGAUAUGAAUAUCGAUGAGCACCCGGUUGCUAGUCGUCUCCCAAAAGAAACGACGUCUCCCUCAAUCCAGACUCUAUCCCCUGAUACCCGGCCUUUGAUUGCAAGACCCGACUUCCCUACAUUCGAGGAGGUGGUCCGCAAAGGCUUGCCAUCCCUCUCUCUGCACAUCACAUCCUUCCGUGAUGCAACACUUGUCGCCCUCAUCUGGCCCCACGUUUUAAUGGAUGCUAUCGGUGCAAAGGCCCUGCUGGAAGCCUGGUCAUCAGUACUAGCCGGUCAAGAAGAAGAUGUUCCCCCAGUACUUGGUGCACGAAAAGACAUGCUCCGUCCUACCAAGGAAAUGCAUGACAGCGACACGACAGAAGAGUUCGGACUUGAAAAGUGGCGUCUGAAGGGCAUAAGCAUGAUCAUGUUCCUGCUAAGGUUUGUAUGGAGCAAAUUUUGGAAUCCGCGUCGGGAACGACGGAUUCUUUUGCUUCCAAAGAGUGAUUUUGGAAAGAUAUGCGACCAUGCUCGAAUGGACAUUGCUCAGAGAUCAGAGGGAGAUGAGAAGCCUUUUAUCAGUGAUAGUGAUAUACUCACUGCGUGGCUUACCCGGGCAGUCGCAUCUUCGGAACCGGGAUCUCGUCCGUUCACGGUAUUGAACCUUAUGAACGUACGGUACCGGAUCCCGUACUUGCUCAAAUCUGGUGGUGCUUUCAUUCAGAAUAUGGUGUUGGGGACAUAUUCUUUCUUUUCUUCUCAGCUUCCUGAUGAAUCGGUUGGCUCGAUCGCGCUGGAACAUCGAAGAAACUUUACUGAGCAGGCUACCCAGGGUCAGGCCGUUUGCUUUUUGAAGAGUGUUUACCGGGAUCUGGAUGCAGGCAGAAGCCCGGGGCUUUUCUUUGGAGAAUCAAAUGCUACUCUAGUCGCCUUCAACAACCUGCUCAAGGCUGAUUUGAUCCGCGCUGUGGAUUUUAGUCCUGCGGUCGUGUCUCAGGGAGAGGUGACAGAGACGAGGGAAAAUCCCCUGGGUUCCAUGGUUUCUUACUACAACGAAGCCAUUGAUGAAUCGUUUAACGAGUUCAACCUUUUCGUUGUGCUUGGUCAAGACCAUUGGGAUACUUACUGGGUUUUGGGAACGCUAUUACCUCGGGCCUGGAAAAAGAUUGAAGAAGAGUUAGGGCGAAUUUAG
Messenger RNA from Penicillium pulvis, 1440 nucleotides. RefSeq lists its product as uncharacterized. The record is from RefSeq and is a predicted model, not a curated record. Gene Ontology annotation, molecular function: acyltransferase activity, transferring groups other than amino-acyl groups. The transcript is spliced from 2 exons. NCBI's taxonomy places the organism in Eukaryota, Fungi, Ascomycota, Eurotiomycetes, Eurotiales, Aspergillaceae. The coding region runs from base 1 to 1440 and encodes 479 amino acids.